Messenger RNA from Miscanthus lutarioriparius, 1032 nucleotides. Lineage: Eukaryota; Viridiplantae; Streptophyta; Magnoliopsida; Poales; Poaceae. The record is from the annotation of a GenBank genome assembly.
AUGGAUGAAAAUAAUCAAAUAAAUGUUGCAACACAUAACACUGAAGGUCCUGCUAAGAGCGGAAGAAAACUUACAAUUAACAAUCAACUUUGCAAGAGAAGAGCAAAAGGAAAGCAUAUUGAUAUAAAGUUCCCUAAAGAAUUUGCAAAAGUUAUCAUUGCAUUUAGUGGCUGGUUAUUACAAUAUAUCUUUGUUGCACAGCAAAAGUUUCCUGAGCUUUCAGAAGAAGAUAAAGAUUGUGCCAUGAGACAAGUAGAGAGUCAAUAUAAUAAUUGGCGUUACUGUCUACUUCAAACUUACCGAAACAAGCCAAGGCCACAACAUGUCUCACCAGAAGGUUGGCAAUGGUUGAUAAGGAAUUUGUGGACGGAUGAUGAUUUUCAGAAAAGGAGCAACCAAAACUCUAUCAAUAGAGGAAAGCAAGAGAUGGGGUCCAAAGUAGGAACUAGAUCAAUUGCUCAAAUCGCUUACGAUCUGCGAGAUCCAGAAACUGGUGAAUGGCCUACUGCUAUGCAAGUUUGGAGGGCUACAUAUCAGAAGGUUGAUGGGACAUGGCCCAUUCCAACGGGUGAAGAAAUAAUAACCAAACUACAUGAAGGUGCUGGGAUACAUCAAGAAAAGAUUUCUUCUACGCCCGUGCCAAUAGUUGAGGCACUUCGCACUAGUUCUUGGUCGAAAGCCAAACAUUCAUGUGGUGUUGGCAUUCAUGCUGUAAACCGAGUGGUUGAGGAAAGAAUCAAAUUGCAGGAGCAAAUUGAGGCUUCUGAACAGCGUGAAGCUGCAGCUCGAGCACGUGCAGAUGCUGCUGAGCAACGAGCACGAGCUUUGGAAGGCCAAGUUUCCAUGAUGGUCAAAACAAAUGCACAACUACAAGAAGAGCAGCAAUCCCAAUGUGAUGAGCUGAGUUCUUUGCGUGAAGCACAGAGUGGAGAAGUUGCUCGCCUAGUGAGAGAACAACUUGAUCAUCAAAUGGCUGAAUUAAUUGCACGCAUUGGUGUCAAGAGAGUUAUUUUGAGGUUUGAGUGUUCUUAG